Molecule: messenger RNA, 7436 nt
Organism: Pecten maximus
Lineage: Eukaryota; Metazoa; Mollusca; Bivalvia; Pectinida; Pectinidae
Product: tyrosine-protein kinase SRK2-like
Exons: 9
Coding region: 656-2521 (621 amino acids)
Biological process (GO): cell differentiation; protein phosphorylation; innate immune response
Cellular component (GO): extrinsic component of cytoplasmic side of plasma membrane
Molecular function (GO): non-membrane spanning protein tyrosine kinase activity; metal ion binding; ATP binding
Source: RefSeq, a predicted model, not a curated record
UUGAUAUCAUACUGUACAAAUUUGAAAGAGGAUGAAUACGCUGUUAAGGUUGGGAAGUGAAAAGUUUGAGCCAUGUUGAACAUCACAGGUUCAGGAGGAUAUUCAGGACAGUAAUUGGAAUAUUGACAUUUACGAACAAAUUUACCAGCCGUUUGUCCCAGCAAAUGAGGCCACUCACGAUGAUUAUGGAGCAGAUUUUGUGAAAUUUAAAAGAAAAUUAUUUGUGAAAUUGACAUUUGGAAAUGGAAAUUAAAAAAAGGGCACCAUGGGAUAUAUAUACACAGCUGUGGUGAUGAUAGAAACGAGGAUUUGACACUAGUACAAUUUCUGGAUGACACAGUUGUAGACAUGUGUAAUUCUAUGUAUAUUGCUGGGUUUCAUAUUAAAGUUUUUUCUCUCUGUAACAAUGGAUUUUUCAGCAGACAGAAUUAACAAAAUGUCUGGAGAUAUAGGUUUUGUGAUAAAGGUUUUACUGUGGAGGUUUAAAUUCUCUGGAAACUUAUGUGAACACCUGACGUUAAGAAGUUAAAAUCAAAGCUAAAGUGUGGAUCUUUAUAGAUAAUAUCUGAGGAUAAAUGCAACAGUUCCUCGACAAACAGACUAUUUCUUUUUUCAUUUCACUAGAAAUUGUGAAAUUUGUUUGUUUUCCCAAUUAAUGGAGAAAAAGAAAUCUUUCAGUGGGCCUAAAAGGGCUAUAAAAUCGAUGCGAGGGUUCUUUUCCGGGAGUAAGAAUUACACAGGGUUCGAGUUUGUGUGUCCGAGUGCUUCUAAAGGACAAGAAGACAAUACAGACAUGUGUUGGUUUGCGGCCGAAGGUGCCCUUUCUGACCUUACAAAGGUUACCUCCCUUUCUCAGGUGUCUUCACUUUGUACCCUACCGAAGGGUAACAUCAAAAAGAAGAAGAAAUCCCUGAUACCAGAAUGGCUAACUAUGGCGAGAUCUACAAAUCGAGCAAGCUUAAAAGAAAAACUUCAAGAAGAGUUUCUGUCGUGCAAAAUUUGCCUGGAGCCUUUUAUUAAGCCGAAGGCUCUGCCUUGCCUGCAUAGUUUCUGUGAGCACUGUCUGAGGGAUUAUGUUCGCCGGCAUCCGGGGGAGAAGCCGGGACACUUUCCCUGUCCCAUGUGCCGUAAGGACACACCUAUACCUCUUGGAGGAAUCUGUGACUUUCAGGAUAACUUCCUGUUGUUAAGUUUGUCAGAUACACUUGAUGAAGACAACAAUGAUGAUAAUACCGAACACUGGAACAACAUAACUAAUUCGCCAUCAAGUGGAUUUUUAAGUGUUAAUCAGAACCACCAGGUGUCACCACCAAGGACAUUAGCGCCACCUACCCCACAGGAAACAUUUCUUAGGGGGCUAGAUUGGUAUUUUGGUAAAGUUAGUCGACAUGCAUCCGAGGACUGGCUUCUCUCCCCUGGGUACCCCAAAGGAACAUUCCUUGUCAGACAAGGCGAAGCUGCCCCUGACACCUUUACCCUUUCUGUACGUGACUGUGAUGAACUCCGUGGCUAUUUAGUCAAACAUUACAAAAUCUACACCCAGAGGUCAAACGAUCUCCGGGGCGACGAUUAUUACUUUAUUACACCCAAGAGAAUGUUUAGUUCACUGAGUGACCUUGUCAGUCAUUACUCGGACUCGGCAGAUGGGUUAUGUUGUAAACUCGCUCAAACCUGCCCGAAACCCAGAUCACUCCUUUGGGCAUUCGAAAGGGGGAAACAAGAUGACUAUGCUACAGCACGGGAAUCCAUUUUACUAAUAAAAAAGUUAGGGAGUGGCCAGUUUGGUGAAGUAUGGCUAGGUACGUGGCAUAGUAGUAGACAGGUGGCAAUCAAGAUGCAGAAAAAAGAUGCUGUUUCAACGGCUGCCUUUCUGGACGAGGGACAGAUCCUGAAGACGCUUGAGCACCCCAACAUCAUUAAACUUCUAGGAAUCUCAAAUGAGGCUGAGCCUAUAUACCUUAUCACGGAGUACAUGUUGAAUGGUCGCCUGUCAAUGCACCUACGAGAGGGACAAGGUCGUGACCUUGGCGUCACACAGCUUCUGUGGAUAGCCACACAGAUUGCUGAAGGCAUGACGUACAUGGAGAAGGAGAAGUUUGUCCACCGUAAUCUCGGCGCCAGGAACAUUUUAGUGGGAGAUAUGAAUGUGGUGAAAAUCGCUGGCUUUGGGAUGACCAAACUGGUGGAUGAUCCUGACUUCAACUUCAGGAGAGGGCUGAAAAUGGCCAUUAAAUGGAUGGCACCUGAGGUCCUCAUGUGUAACAAGUACAGUACGAAAGCUGAUGUGUGGUCUUUUGGAAUAGUGCUAAUUGAAAUAUUCUCAUACGGCAAGGAGCCAUAUGAAGGUUUAGGAAGUAAGGAGGCGUUUGACAAUGUGCAACACGGUUAUCGAAUACCUCGUCCGGAAGCAUGCCCCCCAGCAGUCUAUGACGUCAUAUUACAGUGUUGGAAUGCAAACCCCCCUUCACGACCUUCAUUUGACUUUUUGAACACUUUUUUACACGACGCACAAUCCUCAUGACCUGAAGAAUGACCUGUCUCAUGGGAGGUAUACAAAUGUUUUGAGCAGAAACAGGGCAUUUUCAAACACUUCAUCUUGUGCUACACAUUCUAGGAUAUAGUGAAUUCUUUGGCAGGAGUUUUGGACAGAACACGGACAGACUGCGAAGACAGCUGCAUGUUAAGAACACUAUGGAAAAGACAGGAAAUGGCUGUCUGUGUGAGAUUUCUUCAUAUGUUCUUGGGAAAGUUUUCACGAUGAUCAUAGACAAUAUGAAUACUACACAAACAGAUUUCAAAGUGCAAUGGAUUAAUACAUUUAUGACAAUGAUUAUAACAGUUUGUUACAUCAAAUGGGUGAAAAUUGUGUUCAAGCAAACCCUGUAUGUUAUUGAAUACACAAGGGUUUGGACAUCUGUCAUUGCUAUCCAUCGGUCCAUCUCACUACUUAUUUCAUCUCGGCAUCUCAUACCUGUUUAAGUCUGUUUUAGGAAACAUGAAAUUGAUAGAAAAUAUUGUCUGGUAAAUAUUUUGUUAAAAUCUGAAGCGAUUGGUUUUCUUUUUGGAGAUUGUAUCUUUUUCGUAAUCUAAUCUUUGAAUGUUUUAAACUGUCCUGUUGUUAUUACAGAUAUUUAACAGCACAAAUUGUCAGAGCUAACCAUUUGAUGAACACGAAUCUCCUGCAGAAUGCACAUGGCUUGAAAUAUUGAAUCAUUCACAGUAUAAUUGAAAGACAACAGGCUUAAUUUUUUAUCCAUAUAUCUUUAGUUUGAGAUUUUAGAUUCACAUUUCAUCAUUAUAACUAAAAUAUCAUGUAUUGUGUAAAAUGAUCUUUAAACUUGACAUUACAUACAGGGUUAUACACAGUAUGGUAGAUUUUAUGUUUUCACAUGUACAGGAUACCGACUAUAUACCUCUUCUGGCUGGUGAAGCCAACCGGGCAAUUUUUUACUAUCGUACACUUUUAGAUGUGUGAGAUAUGCUAUUAGAAUGACUUAACUUACAAUCGUCAGAUUGACCCGGCUUUGUUUUUCAAUUAUUGAAUUCCUGUUUCAUUCAUUUUUGAGCCAAUCCAUUUCAAACUGUUUUUAAUCUGAAAACAAUUGAAUGAGUUACCUCCCUUUCCUUUUGAAAAAAGUAAGUAAAAAUUAGAGUACCUUUUUUUUGUAUUUCUGUUUUACUUUUCCAAUUUUUUGUUCUUGGUCAAAACUAGCUUACUGUCAUUGGUUGUCUUUGGUCAACAUUCAUUAGAAGGUUGGAGUCAUGUGUUCUGAUAGCUGUUGUUGGUCUUAUUAAAUUCCUGUUUCAUGGCAGAAUUAAAUAUUAUAAGUUGUUAGAUAUGACAUAGUCACAUAUAUUUAUAAAAUAAAAUACUUAUCCAGUAGGAAUUGAGAAAUAGUGACAUUUUUAUCGAUGUCGUAUAUAUACUUAAAUUUAAAAAAAAAAAAAUUAAUGUUGAUUUAUAAAUCCAGGCAUUCUAGCUGAGGCUUUCUGAAAGUUUUUACAUGAAAACACAAAAACUUUUAUCAAAUUCAAUGUAGGAUCUGUCAUUGAAAUGGAAAUGGAAAAUACUACUGGUGCCUAGUUUUUAAUGCAGAGAUUUUUUAUGGUUUUCAUAUGUGUUAAACUUUUUCAAUGAGUCGCAUAUAAUGCUUGAUAGAGUAAUUUAAUGGAGGAUUUGGUAUCUGUCUCCUGGUGAAAUGCUGUUGACCUUGCUUCCAGUGUUUUUUGUUUUUAAGCAUUUUGUUAAAAUUGAAUUAAAUCCAAAUGUGUUCAUGAACAGUUGCCUCCUCAUCAUUGAGGAUUUUUAGUACUUACAUCUUGUAUUUAAUGUAACAGUACCUUUGAUUGGUUCACCUUGAUGUUACUACAUGUUUCCAUUGGUUAAAAAUUACUGCCAAUAGAAACCCAAGUUUGAAAUCACUGAUUAAUGUACAGUUAUCUUGAUUGUGUGUUGAUUAAAAUUGUUCUGUAAGAGAUGUGAAGGCUCCGUAGCCUUUAUACUAGAUAUAUAAAAUCUAGUUCUGCCCCAGUUGACGAGCCUAGGACCAGUCGCCAUAGUAGACAGUGUUCCUGUAUCUGUUCUCAGACAGAUGUUGAAGUGUGUUAAGGUUGUACUAUAUCUAUAUUUUUUUGUACAGAUGUAAAUAAUAUACCUGAACACACCCGAUCAUUUUUAUUUUUUAUUUUUUUUUAAUUUCCUUAAUUCUUACUUCAGUUUGACAAGGUGUACAAAUAAUAGUGUAAAUUAAUUAAUUUUUAACGGGUUUGCCUACCUUUGGGAUCAAAUAUACCAUAAUGACUGUAUGAUCAUUUUAGAACUCGCGACAUUUCCGCCCCAAUUUUUACUUCACAUUAACUUUAACUGGAGUCAAUAGUUCCCAAGUUCUCUCUCUCUCUCGCGAGAGAAAAUUAUACAUCUCCCAUGAUGCAUUUGAUCUGAAAGUCGGUGAACAUCCCGUAACCCAUACCAGCAAGUAGCUUGGAGAGUAUACAAUGAAUUAUUUAUGUUUGGAUUUGUCGAAUGUUUUUAUGUUUAUUGAUGAGCUAGAAGUGGCAGUUACAGCUGUCGUAAUGUAAAUAACACUGACUACUGUAAGUAGAUUAGUACUGACAUAAACAUUUAACAGCCAGUCCUGGCAAGCUUGGCCCCUGGUACUUUAAAAGUGGAAAAAUGCCCCAAGUCUCAUAGUUUGUAGAAAUUACAAAGGUGCUAGCAUCACAUGACAAAUGUUUGAUAUAUUUGAAGAAUUUUUUUUGGAGGUUCAUUUUUCUUAAAAAAUAAAUUUUGACUCCUUGUUGAAAUCUAAGAUAUGUCUCUAGUAUAUGUUAAUGCUUUAAUUUCUAAAAAGUAAAUGCAGUUGAGUUAUAUUUUGUUAAUUUGAAACAUAAAGGUAUGUAAGUGACUGGCAAUAAUGUAUCAUAUAUUUAUAAUUUCAGAAUAUCCAUCAACAAAUACUUUAAUAUGCAUGUGGUAUCGAUAUAAAUGAGAAAUUCAGUGAUACUUUUCAUUUUCAAAAUUUUUUUGUCAUGAUCUGUUGUUUUAUACAGCUACAUAUUUACCUUGUAAUGAUGGUUAUACAAUAUAUUGUAUUUAUCCGGUAAUAAGCCCAGGUGACGAAGGUACCAGUGUGUAUAUACGGUCCCUUCGUCCUGCAGUAAGCACACUUCUUUGUAUCAGAGUUUGUGUUGUUGCUAUGGACUAGUUACGGGAUAAAUAUAAGAUAAUCCAGAAUUGUUGAUUAUAUCCUCGGUGUCUCGUCGCCGAGGAAACUAAUUAUGUUUACUGCCAUGUAACUGUUGGCAGACGAUUGUACAUAUUAAGUGAAGUGUAAUCUUUAUAAUGAUAAUAAUUUAUGGUAAAUUCACCUUCAUACUCACAUAAUCAUCUCAUCUCUGUACUAUAGUAAGUCAACAUUAUCACUCCACAGACUUGUAUUGAAGUGAAAACCUGGUACUGGUUUAUGGAAUACCACAUGCUCUUUAAAUUGAUAUAGAUAUAAAAGAUAUAUUUUUCUGUGUACAUACAGAUUAGCUGUGUAAAUAUUUUUUUUGACAGAAAAUAGCAAAUGAAAUUGAAUUCUAAAAAAAAAAUAAUCUGCUGUCCAGUAUUGGUCUCCUUAUUUUACAUAAAUUGUGAUUUUAAGUAAAUGUAUUGAAAAUUUUGAUUGACAGUAAUAUGAUAUACUGAAACAGUUAUCCAGUGUUUCUGGCGAGUUGUGUUGCAUUACCUUCUGUUUCGGUGUUUGAAUUUUCAACUUACAGUAUUCUUUGGUACACAAGCCUAAUCCAGGAGUGUACAGCUAGGUAGAUUUACGGUCAAAUAAAAAAAUAUCUUUUGUGAAAUUAAAGUGAAAUUUUGCAAAAUCUUCCUGUAUGCUAGGGCUGUACCAGGUAUUUAUAAGACACAAUUGUACACCCCUGCACUACAUUGUAAAACAAAUAGUACCUAGACUUACGCACUGAAGCUAAUCCCUCGGCAUGACUGAGAUUUAUGUUAAAAGUGUCCCUCUAAGGGUCCGAUUCCACAGGUUUACCAGAUAAAACAUUCAGUAGUACGGUGUGAUGUGAUCUUAGUUCACUCUUUAUUUCACUUUGCACAAAUAAUGCAGAACUGUUGAUAUAGAAAUAUUUGUUUGCAUAAAAUCUUAUCCCCAAUAAAAACCAUGUUUACAAAUUUAAAUUACAAAGUUUUUGUACAGCUGCACUUAUAAAUCGGAUUAUAUCAUCACAAAAAUAUAUUAUUGUAUUGUUUUCCAGGUGUAUUUAUAGAACAGAGUUUAUAAAUUAGAAGUUCUAGAUGCCACAAAUAUUUGUAUUUCAAUAGAGAGUAGACUACAUUCCUUCACUGAAUAAUUGAUGCAUGGUCUAUCAUUAAACCAGUUCAGUCUUUAGAACAGAUCUUGCUUAAAGUUUCCUUCAGAUUUUGUUACAAUAUAACAUUUUGUGUUAGUUUCAUCAAAUAUACAUUAUUUAUGUAAAGGUUAUUAUGUACCAGACAUACUUUGUAAAUUCAUCAUGAUUUGUUCAUUGUUACCCAGUAUCGAUUCAAUAUUUCAUUUAAAAUAAAGCACCUUCAUCCCGCAGUAUUCAUUGUACAGAGAUUUUCACAAAGGGAGAUAACUGUUGGAUGUACUUUUGUCACAAACUUUGGUCAUGGCAAACUUAGCUCGUCGUGCUAAAUAUGUUGAAUAUUAUUAUUAUUAUUAUUAUACCAUUAUAUCCACCUUUGUCUGGUUCUUGGUUGCAUACUUAAGUCUUGCUGCAAAAGGUUCAAUGUGCCAUUUUUGUAGUGCUGAUCUACCAAUGAAAAUGCUCAUUACAUAACUAUUGGAGAAUGCUUGUAUUGGUCAGUAAUAAUUGAUUUGAUUGGGGCAGAGUGUUUACAAUUCAUUGCUCUGUGUGGAACAGAAGGAAAAUAAAUAUGAUAAAAAAAA